AUGGACAUCAGGCGCCUUGCUCCGGCAGCACAGCUGCUACUAGUUCUCGGCCUGGGCCUCUCCCAGCUCACAUCGGCCUUUCCUACGGCCUAUGCCGAACCCAACUCGACAGACUCUAAGCUCGGGGCUGUCGCCUCUGAGAGCGCUGUAUGUAGCAACAUAGGCAUUCAGCUGCUCGAGCAGGGCGGUAACGCCAUUGACGCAAUGGUUGGCACCACCUUCUGUGUCGGCGUUAUCGGCAUGUACCAUAGCGACAUAGGUGGCGGCGGCUUUGCCCUCGUCAAGAGUCCAAACGGCACCUAUGAGUGCGUUGACUUCAGAGAGACAGCGGCCGCGUCUUACUACGAGACCAUGUAUGUCAACCAGACAGACCUGAGCCUCUAUGGAGGCCUUGCAGCUGGCGUUCCCGGUGAGCUGCGAGGGCUCGAGUACCUUCACCACAAGUAUGGAACUCUUCCUUGGAAGACGGUGAUGCAGCCCGCCAUUAAUGUGGCCCGUAACGGCUUCCAAGUCACUGCCGACACGGUCCGAUACAUCGCCUCAGUCACCAAUCCCGAAUUUUUGACUCAGGAUCCGUCUUGGGCCAUUGACUUCGCCCCCAAUGGUACCGUUGUCCAGCUAGGCCAAACCAUGACAAGAAAACGCUAUGCUGACACGCUGGAGACCAUUUCCAACGAGGGGGCGGCAGCUUUCUAUGAGGGCGCCAUUGCCAACGCAACCAUUACUGCCCUUCAAGCUUCAGGUGGAACCAUGACCCUGGAGGACCUCGCUAACUACACCAUUGCGAUCCGUGAUGCGGUCGACGUUAACUACCGAGGCUACAAGGCGACCUCCUGCAGCGCUCCCUCUGGUGGCGAGGUGGCACUGUCGAUCCUGAACAUUGUUAAUGGUUUCGACGGCUUUGGUGACCCAGCCCAGAUCAACCUUACCACCCACCGUCUGGACGAGGCCUUUAGGUGGUCGUAUGGGCUUCGAGUGAACCUCGGCGACCCUUCCUUUGUGCCUAACCUGACUCAAUAUCAGGCCAAUAUGCUUUCCGAGAAGGCUGCUGCCGAGAUUCGUUCAAAGAUCUCGGACACGACGACAUUCAAUACUUCUUACUACGACCCCCUAGGCAUCGAAGUCCUUUCUGACAAUGGCACAUCACACAUCGCCGCUGCAGACAAGAGCGGCCUUACCGUGUCCAUCACCACGACGAUUAACACCAUCUUUGGCUCCCGUGUAAUGGUUCCCGAGACCGGGGUAAUAAUGAAUAACGAAAUGAACGAUUUCUCGACUCCUGGUUCCACAAAUGCCUUCGGCUACGCGCCCAGUGAGGCCAACUUCAUCAGGCCCGGAAAGCGACCGCUGUCCUCCAUUUCACCGACUAUCGUCGAGUACCCGGGUGGCGGGCUAUUCUUGAUCAGCGGGAGUGCGGGUGGUUCGCGUAUCAUCACUGCAACGGCCCAGAUCAUCCAUAACGCCCUAGACCGGAACAUGACUGCUGCCGAGGCCCUUGCUGCACCUAGGCUGCACGACCAGCUAAGCCCUAACGUCCUGUCGUUUGAGUAUGCGUUCGACAACUCCACAACUGCCUACCUGGCCGGCCUGGGGCAUACGAUCCAGUGGGUUGCACCCGGGUCCAGCACGGCGCAGGCCAUCAGGAGGCUGCCCAAUGGAACGUUUGACGCGGCAGGGGAGCCCAGGCAGCUUGCUAGUGGCGGAUUUGCUAUCUGA
Diaporthe amygdali is the source of this 1716-nucleotide messenger RNA. RefSeq names its product gamma-glutamyltranspeptidase. The transcript is spliced from 2 exons. Gene Ontology annotation, biological process: glutathione catabolic process. Gene Ontology annotation, cellular component: plasma membrane. Bases 1 to 1716 code for a protein of 571 amino acids. The record is from RefSeq and is a predicted model, not a curated record. Lineage: Eukaryota; Fungi; Ascomycota; Sordariomycetes; Diaporthales; Diaporthaceae. Gene Ontology annotation, molecular function: glutathione gamma-glutamate hydrolase.